CACAAAACCUAUCUGAAAAUAUUCCAAUUCCAAAUACUGAAUAACCAUAUCAACAAAUCCCUUAUAGUUCAAUUAUACUGAUAAAUUUAUUUAUGAUAUUCAAACAGAAAUGGAUUGUGAUUCAAACGGUGACUAUGACCAAACACCUAUAUACUCCGCACGUGAUCUACCACGUAGCGAGAUUGAAGAACGUUUACGAUUCUAUCAAAUGGAAGUGGAUAAAAAAGAUGAUUUAAUACGGCAAAUGACAAAAUUAACUGCAAACACACCAGUGAUUCAAUUGUUUCAUUCACCUGAUGCACAACUGUCUUCACAUGAGAAAAUUGAAGAAAUUAGAAUGAAAGUUGAAAAACUUCAACAAACAAUUGCAGAAAAUAAAGAAAUAAUACAUGAAAAAAAUAUGAUAAUUAGUGAAUUAAAAACAGAAUGCGAUGCUGUACGAUUAGAGAAUGUAGAUCAUUUAAAACGAAUUGAAGAAUUAGAAAAUCUAUCAGUGGAACAAUCAUAUAAAUUACAUUCUUGUGAACAAUCUGAAAAUCAACGAGAUUUAGUAAUUCAAUCAUUACAAGAAGAAUCAAAAAUAAAAACAAAUAAACUUUUAGAUCUUCGUUAUCAGUAUAAGAUGUUAGAAGAAAAAUAUGAAAGUAAAGUUCAAGAUGAAAAGUCGGCCAAAAAAGAACUAGGAAAGUAUUUGAAAGAUUUAGCAACUUUGUUAGAAUGUGAAGCAAAAGAGCAAUCAUGUAUGCUUAAAUUAACUGAUAUACUCAGAUCGUUAUGUGAUUGUAAAGAACAAGUUAAACGACAAGGUGAUACAAUCGAAGCCUAUGAAUUUGAACAAAAAGCAUCUAGAGAGACUAUAUCACGUUUAUCUGGAGAAAUUAACAAAGAACAAGAAUUAAGACAAACUGCUGAAAACUGUGAAAGAGAAACUAGGAAGGAACUAGAACGAAUUGAAUCAGCUUAUAAAAGAUCGGAAAGUUGUGUUUAUUUAUUAGAAGAACGUGUAAAUAGUUUAACAAUAUCACUUCAAGCUGCAAGAGAUGAUGCAAUUGAACGUGGACGAAAACUUGACAGAAUCAAUGAAGUUCACGCAAUGUUUCAAAGCAAGUGUGACGAUGAAAUCGCAUCGAAACGUUCAUGUAUCAUGGAAUUGGAAAAAUAUGGUUGGAAUUCUGAUGAUUUACAAGAAAUCAAAAAAUUUAUAGAUGCAAUGGUUUCUUGGCUUUCAUUUCCCUUUCCAUAUGAAUUAUCAUCUCUCUUCAAUGCGAUUUCACAAAGGAUUGAAGAAAUGGAAGAAUCGCUAAGACGACAUACACAGGUUAGUACGGACAUAGACUUGGAAUUAAAUGAUUUAAGAGCAGAACGAUCAAAUUACAAUACAAAUUUCGAAAUGCUUAAAGAACGUGUUGCUUAUUUGGAAGAACAAAGAGCCUCGGAUGGAACAUUAAUUGAUGAUUUAAGAAAUGAACGUGAUCGAUUGCACUUCCACUUAUGUAAAUUGGCUCAAAUUCUCAAAAUUGAUGAACCUGUCGCUGAAAUGGGUGCAGAUGUAUUAGGAGAUAUACUUUCAAUUCGUCUCACACAGUUGCAACAAGGUGAAACAGAAAAGCAAGCAAAUCAACGUAUACAAAUUUCUCGGUUACAACGUGAACUACGUGAAACAAAAGAUCGUGCAGAAUCACUUGAUUUACAAAUUGGAGUGAUGCGACAUCGUUUAAUCGAUGCUCAGGAGAAUAGACAUCACACUGUCUUGCCAGCAAGUAAUACACCUAUGACAUUAGCUACAUCGGAAAAGGAAAGAAGGAAAUUAUUAAAAAAAUUAGAAAAUGGUAAAGAAUUAGAGAAUAAUCUACGUCAAGAAGUAGUUAUGUUAAAAGCUAGAUUACUUGAAUCUAGUCAGAGUAAACUUGCCCAAAUGAGUGUAUCCAAAGCUUUACGAGCUGCUCAGAAUAAAAUCGAUGAAUUAGGCUCAAUAUGUGAAAAUCGUGACAAUGAACUUAAAAAAUUAACCACAGAAUUACAUGAAUCCAAGAAGAAUUCAAAUAUUGAAUUAGAAAAUCAAAAUGAAGAAUUAUUAAAAUUAAGACAAGAGAUAAAACACUUACAAAACUCAUUGGACAAUAGUCAAAAAUCUGAAGAACAUCUUUUAGAAUUCCGUAAACUUGUGGCAAUCUAUCUUGGAUUAGAUGACGAACGAUUAACUGUGCCAGAUUAUGAAAUAUUAACUCAUUUAGAUCGUUUAGUCUCAGCUAAUCAAUCUCAUGUUGCAAAUGCUGUGGCUACAGAAAGAGCAUUAGAUUUAGUAACUGGUAAUGUCAGACCUAAUAUUCCGAAUCAUUAUUGCCGGUGA
Messenger RNA from Schistosoma turkestanicum, 2350 nucleotides. The record is from the annotation of a GenBank genome assembly. Lineage: Eukaryota; Metazoa; Platyhelminthes; Trematoda; Strigeidida; Schistosomatidae.